Molecule: messenger RNA, 2526 nt
Organism: Dermacentor albipictus
Lineage: Eukaryota; Metazoa; Arthropoda; Arachnida; Ixodida; Ixodidae
Product: protein-cysteine N-palmitoyltransferase HHAT-like protein
Biological process (GO): protein palmitoylation
Cellular component (GO): endoplasmic reticulum
Molecular function (GO): palmitoyltransferase activity
Source: RefSeq, a predicted model, not a curated record
AUGCUCUCUUUGGGCGUCUGCUCAAGUGCACGCCAGCGCUCGCUACAACUUACCUACUCUAGGUUUCUAAACUUGUGCAACAAUUCGUUCCGGCAGUGACAAGUGUAAAAGCACAGCCAGGUCGUUUUUGAAGCUGCGAACGCACGUAUCUACACCAUGUAAUGUUUACGCAGCGUUUUUCGCGGCUGCUACACAAAGUGAAGCUUGCCUUUGAUCCCGAUGCUUGCGACCGUGCGGUCACUGUCACUAUGGUUCAUCGCUGAACGUCGCGUUGGUUCAACGCGACAUGCGUGCAAUUCAUGUCCAGUGUACUGCUGGGUCGAGCGUCGCAUUUAAUUCAACUAGAGCUGACGUUAUCAUUAAUCGUACACGCUGAAACCCCGGUGUCGACGCUGUAGCGUGAGGCCUAACGAAGACAACCGGCACGAUUGCUCGGUUAGAGAGCUGUCAUGAACGACUCUCAUGACUACGACGCCGAGGAUCUGAAGGAGAAAACGCCUACAGUCGUUCAGAAUUGGUUCCCAGCCACUCUGAAGAAGUGGGAAAUCCUGCUGAGGAUGUUUCAUUGGUUGGUCUGGACGUCCGGAUUGGUUUACGUUCUGGGCUGCUUCGUGACAUCCAAAACGAAUUAUACGUUGCCUGAAGUUGUUCCUGACGAGUUCGUCGACGGUUCUUACGGUAUCCCUCGCGACAAGGACACUGCUGACGAGGAAUGGUACCGCUACAGCACUGCCAUCCGUAGGUUUUGGCCGUGGGUUUUGGUGCAGCCUCUCAUCAGCCACUGCCUUUUUGCCAAAUGUCACAAAUGGCUUUCAAGUUUUUAUGCUGCGUACAGCACUUUCUUCCUGCUCUACAAUGUUGGCUGGCUGACAACUGCAUCUUUUUACACCCUGUACAUCAUCUUCUACAUUUCUGCAAAGUACAGAAGUACCUUGGUGUGCUACCUACUGGGUCUCGCUGUCAUCAUCCAUUCAGCCUUUCCUGUGUUAACAUUCCUAAAGCCUGUCUAUCUUUACCAUGGAAGUGUGGAGACUUUCCUCACACAAGUUGGGCUUUCGUGGACGGCAGCUCGGUGCAUGAGCUUUGCCAUCGAUGCCAUCGCAAGACCCAGCACAAAGAGCAAUCCAGAAAUCGACACAUCACUUGCGUACAUCCUCUACUUGCCAGCACUGUUCACAGGCCCCUUACAGAACUACUCGGACUUUGUCGUACAGGUCACAAAACAAAAGAAAGCCUGGUCAACGCAAGAUAUCAUGUAUCCUGCUGUUCAGGUCGGGUUGUGUACAUUCUACUACUUUCUUCUUGAAGCCCUUCUUCACUAUUUCUACAGCUCAGCCUUGGCAUACUACCCUGACCUCGUGGCAGAUAUGGACGAUCCCAGCCUUUUGGGGCUCGGGAUCUGCCUCACGGUGCUGUUCUUCCUGAAGUACCGGAUACUCUACGGGUUGGGGUCGGCAGUGGCUGGCCUCGAGGGCAUGGCUCUCCGUCCGCCACCAAAAUGCGUGAGCCGCAUUCACCUGUGCUCUUACCUUUGGAGGCACUUUGAUCGAGGGCUCUACCUGUGGAUACAGAGGUACAUCUACCAGCCAGUCGUGGCUCGUGGGUGGACGCCCAAACGCCGCAUGCUGGGGGCAGCAGCCAGUUUUGCCUUCGUCUGCUCCUGGCACGGCAUGGACCGGGCAGUGGUGGUGUGGUGCACCCUCAACUUUGUUGGAAUCUCCACCGAGCUCCUGAUGGAGGUCAUCAGGAACAAAGACAGCUGGAAGAGGAUCGAGGAAACCUUCUUUAAUAAAAUGUGGUUGCGAUUCCUCAGGGCUGUCGUCUCCGCACCGCAUUUCCUUUUCUCCAUGUUCUCCUGUAUGUUCUUCCUUAGCAACGUGGACAUCGGGCUGAUCUUCCUGAGGAGGAUAAUAUGUGGCUACCCAAUUCCCUUGGUGCCAACACUGCUUGUCAUGUACUGCGGUUGUCACGUCUCAAUUGACAUCAUGGACUGGGAGAUGAAGAGAAAGAAGUCCUCUUAGCAGUUGCUCAUAUUUUUCAAGGUAACUUAACAGCACUCAGCUUGGGCUUGCCGUAAUGACAUACCUGCCUAGGUAGUGGAACCUGGAAAAGCAAAUUGGACAGGUCACAAUGGUGAACGCCUUCUAUUCACGUGAAUCAAGAAACGUAAGCGAGAAAGUCAGUGUACUCAAAGUGCACUGGUUGUGCCAAGUGCUUUAGACACCUGGUUCACUGGUCAAACUUUCCCAGUGCAGCUUCCAGCGUAAAAAAAAAGAAAAAGAAAUAGAAAAAACAUGGAUUACCCUAGAUAUUGAAUUACUGCAGGUGAUGUCCAACUGCCGAUCUAUUUUGCCCUAUCAUUGUUUUGUAUUGUAUUGCUCUCAUUUAGAUUCAGGUUACAUGUUUACAUACAUUUAAUUUAUUAUUUUUCUUAUACAUAAUGUUGACGCUUCUGUUUACACAUUUGUACUGCCUACUACUGGCUUCUCUUCAGCCACUCACACAAUAAAAUGUUUUACUGCUUUU